Rotaria sp. Silwood2 is the source of this 483-nucleotide messenger RNA. NCBI's taxonomy places the organism in Eukaryota, Metazoa, Rotifera, Eurotatoria, Philodinida, Philodinidae. The record is from the annotation of a GenBank genome assembly.
AUGCAACUCGAGUCUAAUGUUUCUAUUAAACCACUGCACAUCACCCCAAGACAUUCAUUACUCGUGAAAAAGAAGCAUGAUGUUCAAGCGAAGUAUCUCUUUGCAUCUCAAGUUCAGAUUGGUGAUUAUUUGUACUUAGUAGGUAAUGGCUAUCUAUCAGCUAUUCAGACCAAAGUGACUAGUGUAAAAAAUGUUCAACUCUUUGAUGCUUACGCACCACUUACACUUGAAGGAACUUUAGUUGUCAAUGAUGUUGUUGUCUCUUGUUAUGGAACAUAUAUGCAUUCGCUUGUUCAUUGGAUCAUGAUACCAAGACGAUGGUUACGUCAUGUUACUCUUCAAAUAGCAUUUUCCUUAAUGGGACCUACGUAUAUGAAAAAAUAUAUCGAUUAUCUACACGACUAUUUUUCAACAAUUGAUUUAUUUCGAUUGAUUAUACUCAAUCGAAUUCGCGAUAUCAUUCAUGAAUUUGUAUAUACAUGA